AUGUACUACAGAAAGCUGGUCGGAAAGCUCAAUUUCCUCACCAACACAAGAUUGGAUAUAGCAUACAGUGUCCAACACCUGAGCCAGUUUAUGCAAGCCCUAAGGGAGCCACAUCUGAAGGAUGCUUUGCAUGUCCUAAGGAAGUCGGUUAGUGGCUACAUUGUCUUACUUGGUGAUAGCCCCAUUAGCUGGAAGUCCAAGAAGCAGAGCACAGUGUCACUUUCCUCUGCUGAAGCAGAGUACAGGUCAAUAAGGAAAGUGUUAGCUGAUAUUUUAACCAAGGCUCUUGCAGGGAUUAAACAUUCUGUUAUUCUUGGCAAGUUGGCUGUGAGCUCCUCACCUCCAACUUGA
Messenger RNA from Nicotiana attenuata, 351 nucleotides. RefSeq lists its product as uncharacterized. Bases 1 to 351 code for a protein of 116 amino acids. The record is from RefSeq and is a predicted model, not a curated record. Lineage: Eukaryota; Viridiplantae; Streptophyta; Magnoliopsida; Solanales; Solanaceae. The transcript has 3 exons.